CGCGUUUCCAUGGUAACGGGCAAGUGAUGCUUUUAAAAACAUUGAAAAUCAUUGCAGUUUGCUGGACAUUUUUUUUUCCUUACAAUCCACUUCGAAAAAAGGAAUUUUUCACAAUAUCUCAAGAAUUUUUUUUUGUAUUUUUUUUUCCAUUCUUCUUCAAUAAUUAACGGGGAGAAAAAUGUCUGAGGAAUAUCCUAGUUUAGAAAAUACAAGAGAAUUAGCGUUACGAUUAUCAUUGGAAGAGGAAAAUAAAAGGAAAAAUGAUGGAAUUGAAACACACGAACGAUCAAUUAUUCUUCUUGGUAGUCAAGGAGUCGGCAAAACAACAAUGAUUUAUCGAUUUUUGGAUAAAGACGAUACGCCAAAAUCAACAAUUGCCAUGGAUUAUUCUUUUGGAAGGAAAGCGGGAAAAAGUUUGAUAAAAGACGUGAUUCACGUUUGGGAAGUGGGUCAUUUAUCAUCGUCAUUAAUAUCGGCGGCAAUGAUUGGAUCAACGUUAAUUCAUUCUCCACAUCAUGUGACAAUUAUGAUAAUGUUAGAUUUAUCAAAACCCGAAAUGAUUUGGUCCUCAUUGGAGGAAAGUCUUUCUGUUGUACGAAGUGCAAUGAAAAUGAGUUACAAUGAAAAAUUAAUUGAAUCAAUGAAUAAUCGACGAAUUAGAGAAAAACGAAAGGACACAGAAAAAAGUGUCGAUCCAUUUCCAAUGAGACUUUGUAUUAUUGGUGGGAAAUACGAUGAAUUUAAAGAAUUUGAUUCGACGAAAAAAGGAUUAAUUGGUCGAAUUUUGAGAGCCACGGCUCACGCUCUCGGUGCAACACUUCAUUUUCAUUCAUCAAAAGAUUCUGCACUCGUUCGAAGGACAAAAGAUUUAUUGUCCUUUUAUGGAUUUGGUUCUCAAACAUUAAAAGGAAAUUGUGCCGAUUACGAGAAGCCAUUAACAAUUAUUGGUGGUACAGAUUCUUUUAUGGCAAUUGAACUCGAUCUUCCGGGACGAUUAUUGAAUCUUGAGAAAAUAAAGCAAAUUUUUAUAAGUCGUAUACCCCAGGGUACGAGGGAGGAAAUAAAAUUAGAUGAUCCUGCCAAUCAUCCAAGUUUUAGUGAGCCAAUAAUUGAUCGACUCAAAAAUCAACGAGAAGAGGAAAUUAGUUUUCUUCUAAACGAAAUGCUAGAAGGAAGAUCGACAAAAAUUCCAGUACCAGAUCCAAUUUAAAAUUUUCUUUUUUGAAUUUUCCCGCCAAUAUUUAAAAGAAAAAAAUUUUUCUACAACUUUCAAAUAUAUUUAUUAACAAUAAUUAGAAAAUAUUUAUUAUCAAUAAAAAAAUAAUUUUUGAAUUAUUAAA
Molecule: messenger RNA, 1340 nt
Organism: Leptopilina boulardi
Lineage: Eukaryota; Metazoa; Arthropoda; Insecta; Hymenoptera; Figitidae
Product: cytoplasmic dynein 2 light intermediate chain 1
Exons: 7
Coding region: 179-1210 (343 amino acids)
Biological process (GO): intraciliary retrograde transport; intraciliary transport involved in cilium assembly
Cellular component (GO): axoneme; cytoplasmic dynein complex; ciliary basal body
Molecular function (GO): dynein heavy chain binding
Source: RefSeq, a predicted model, not a curated record